Molecule: messenger RNA, 693 nt
Organism: Alnus glutinosa
Lineage: Eukaryota; Viridiplantae; Streptophyta; Magnoliopsida; Fagales; Betulaceae
Product: cytochrome c oxidase copper chaperone 1
Exons: 2
Coding region: 168-407 (79 amino acids)
Cellular component (GO): mitochondrial intermembrane space
Molecular function (GO): copper chaperone activity; copper ion binding
Source: RefSeq, a predicted model, not a curated record
AACAACUUUUCAACCCAAACAGCGAAGACUACCACAGUUAUCAUUUGGACAGAAAGACCCUGUGCUUCUUCUUCGCUUAAGCCCUAACAUUCAACAACGCCAACGAACACUUCCUGGGUUUUUCUUUGCCCUAUUCAACGUAUUCUCUUCUCCAAGGGUCUGUGAGAAUGGGUGAGGUGUCCAUAGAUAAUGUAUCCUCUGCCUUAGGCUUGCAAACUUCACAGCAAAACCAAGGGUCAGCUGUUAAAACUAGUCCAGAGUCCAAGCCAAAGAAGAAGAUUUGCUGUGCUUGCCCUGACACUAAGCAGCUGAGAGAUGAGUGCAUCGUGCAGCACGGUGAAGAAGCUUGCGCAAAAUGGAUUGAGGCUCAUCUUAAGUGUCUUCGUGCAGAGGGCUUCAAUAUUUGAGGUUGAAAGACAUAGUUGAGUUGAUUAUAUGAAAGACGAUAACAAGUUUAAAGUGCAAACUAUUAAUUUUUGGAUUACACAUACGAGAUGAUUUUAGAAAAUUUGGAAUAAAGCGAGGACAGGCAGCUUCUCUUUACUGUUAGAUGCAUCCACAAGCUCAUUACUUGUAUUUUGUUGAUAGAAACCGAAAGUAGCCAAAACACAUUGAGAAGGGAGGAUCUACUCCAUUGUUAUUUGUGUUUGUCUUAUCUAUUUGUUAAUGGAUUUCACACGUUUUUCUUUUUGA